Messenger RNA from Poeciliopsis prolifica (blackstripe livebearer), 3862 nucleotides. Its product is annotated as transmembrane anterior posterior transformation protein 1 homolog. The transcript is spliced from 15 exons. Gene Ontology annotation, cellular component: ciliary basal body; endoplasmic reticulum membrane. Bases 30 to 1841 code for a protein of 603 amino acids. The record is from RefSeq and is a predicted model, not a curated record. Gene Ontology annotation, biological process: maintenance of protein localization in endoplasmic reticulum; positive regulation of cilium assembly. Lineage: Eukaryota; Metazoa; Chordata; Actinopteri; Cyprinodontiformes; Poeciliidae.
GAUGACGUCAUGCGUUGACCAGAGUAAAGAUGGCGGACGUGUCGGGGACCGAGCUGUCAAAAGAGAAGGAAAACGAAACUGAGCUAAAGAAAAGACAGAAAAGACCUUGGGAAGAGUUUCACAGGUCGGGAAAAAUCGGGAUAACUCCAGAGCUACCGGAGACGUUGGGAUUUUUCGACAUUAGUGCCGUGAAGAGAGAGCAGCAGGAAAUCUCAGCAGAUCCAUCAUUGACGCGCUUCAUUUGUGCAGAACUCACCAGAGGCUACUUCCUGGAACACAAUGAAGCAAAGUACACAGAGCGCAGGGAGAGGGUAUAUACAUGCAUGCGUAUUCCCAAGGAGCUGGAGAAGCUGAUGAUCUUUGGCUUCUUCCUGUGUGCCGAUGCCUUCUUGUACAUCUUCACCUUGCUGCCCCUUAGAGUGCUGCUGGCUCUGCUUCGCCUCCUCACCCUGCCAUGCUGUGGCUACAGGGCACGCACAUGCCCCUACUGCAAAAGAAGCAGCGGGUCACGACUGCUGCAGCCAGCGCAGGUUUGUGAUAUGCUGAAGGGGCUGAUCCUAGUGCUGUGCUUCUCCAUGAUGCACUACGUGGAUUACUCCAUGAUGUAUCACCUGAUCAGAGGACAGUCCGUCAUCAAGCUCUACAUCAUCUACAACAUGUUGGAGGUUGCAGAUCGCCUCUUCUCAUCUUUUGGUCAAGACAUCCUGGAUGCUCUAUACUGGACGGCCACUGAACCCAAAGAACGCAAAAGAGACAAUAUUGGAGUUAUCCCUCACUUUUUUAUGGCUGUCUUUUAUGUCUUUCUUCAUUCCAUCCUCAUCAUGGUCCAAGCCUCCACUCUGAAUGUUGCCUUCAACUCGCACAACAAGUCUCUGCUUACCAUCAUGAUGUCCAACAAUUUUGUGGAGAUCAAGGGAAGUGUCUUCAAGAAAUUUGAGAAGAACAAUUUAUUCCAAAUGUCUAACAGUGAUAUAAAAGAACGGUUUACCAGCUAUGUUCUCCUCCUCAUCGUCUGUCUCAGGAAUAUGGAGCAGUUUUCAUGGAACCCAGACCACCUGUGGAUGUUGUUCCCUGAUGUCUUUAUGGUCGUCAUGUCUGAAGUUGCUGUUGACAUCAUUAAACAUGCAUUCAUCACAAAGUUCAACGACAUCACAGCAGAUGUGUACAGUGAAUACAGAGCCAGUCUGGCCUUCGAUCUUGUUAGCAGUCGACAAAAGAACGCCUACACUGACUAUAGUGACUCAGUGGCCCGGAGGAUGGGCUUCAUCCCUCUGCCGCUGGCUGUUCUGCUAAUCCGAGUGGUGAUGAGUUCUGUGAAGGUACAGGGAGCUCUGUCAUACACAUGUGUGUUCCUCUUUUAUCUCGGGAUGGUUUCUCUGAAAGUUUUGAACAGUAUCGUGCUACUGGGGAAGUCUUGUGUUUAUGUCAAGCGAGCCAACAUGGAGGACAAACUGUUUGAGAGGCCACCGACCGCUCCGUCCUUCUCUGCUAAGAGUCCCAGCAAAUCUGACCCACGUAGAUGCACUAAAACGUCAGGUGAAUCCAGCAUGGAUCAGAUUCCUGUCACACCUUGCAGCUCUCCAAUCUCCUCUUCAUCCUCUGUGACCACCCAGCCGGCUCCCCGGCCUGACUUGUUUCUCCCUCCACCCAUUGACGCCUCAUCUGCAACAGCAGAGAGCUGUCCUUCGAUCUCAGAACCCCAAUCUGACUCUGAACCACCAACAGCCUCACCUUUACAGAAAGAGGAGGCAGACGAAGCCUCGGAUAUGAACCACAGAGCUCCCAAUAAAGACCUGCUGGAGAUCGACCGCUUCACAAUCUGUGGCAACCGAAUCGACUGACCAGCAGCAGCUGCCGAUGUAGCAAGUAACCCACUCAGGUAUAGCGGAGAACGCAGGCUCUCAGCCAGAUCCUCCAAGCUGAAAGCAGAUUAUUUAUGGGCAAUAUUGGUAAGUUAUUGUUACCAGGGACACAGCGUCAGGCGGUUCUGCUGUGAUCGCCGCCUCAGGUCGAGAAGUUUGACGAAGAACACUUCGGGUGUCUGAUAAACAGCAGGAGACAGAAAGUGUGAGUGUGGAAGCCGCGUCAUUGGGACAAUCUGCCAAUUGAUGUGUGGGUGUGGGUGUGGGUGUGGGUGUGUGUGUGUGUGUGUGUGUGUGUGUGUGUGUGUGUGUGUGUGUGUGUGUGUGUGUGUGUGUGUGUGUGUGUGUGCGCGUGCUUGUGUGAAAGAAAGCAACAAUGCGUGAGUGUGACAGCACACAAGCACUUCCUGAUUGAGCAGCUGUGGGAUCAGAAGGAGAGAAAUGUCGCUCCGCAGACAGAAAACAAACUAAAACCACAGAUUUUUAAAGCAAGUGUCAGAAGAUUAAUUUUGUAUGAGAACAUGCUGAAGUAUCAACAUAUUGGCUUUCAAGACUAAGUGAUUAUUUUAGGCAUUUAUGUUGAGAUGGUGUUGCAAACAGAAAAGCAGGAAAUAUAUUUUUGAACAUAUAAAUCACUUUAUUUGGUUUAUUGAGGAUAAUAAAAUGUGGAUUACAGAGAACUACAUGAAAUUUAUAAAUCAAAGCAUAAGAAUCAGCAAACAUGAAAUCCAAAGUAAAGUAAAAAAAAAAACCUCCAAAACAUUAUUUUAAACUGUUGGCUUUAAAAGGGUGUUUUGUUUACAUCAUCAUUGUAUCAUUAACACCUUCACCAAAUUACUGAUGAUGUUCACCAUCCUGCUGAUGUUAACUAAGCAGCUUCUGCUGGUCCCUGACUCGGCAUGUGGAAAGCAGAGGUGGAGGUUGCAGCGGGUCAGUUCCAUCAAUAAUGUCACCUUUUUAUGAACAAAGUGAUAAAUCGUUCAAUAUUAUCAUCUUCAAAGUCUUGAUAUCCAUUAAGACGGCAUCAGUGUGGCGUCUCCUCUGGAAUGCACCAAGUUAGUUUUUAAUUCUUUUGGUCUCAAAUGUUUGCACUGAUGGACCAUUAAGUUACAUCGAGUCAUGUUUCACAUGAACUCAGCUGACGUUUCCAUAGGAAAAUCUUAGAAAGAUAGAAGCAAUAUUUCCACGACAGAAUGCCUUUUUUUGCAUGUGUGCUUUAAAACCUGUAAUUCGACUGACUUUAAGAAGUUAUUGUAAACUGUUUUUUUUAUUGUGAUUAAAAGAGAUGACAAACAUAUGGAGUAUAUAAAAAACUGUUUAUAAUUAAAUGUUAGGACCAUAUAAAAAUCCCAAACUUGAUUACCGGUAUAUUUAUGAUAGAAAGUCAAGCAAAGUCCUUCAGUUUUAUCAGAAAUAUGUCAGUUUCAAACAUAAUGCAAAUAUAGUUGGAUUUGCUUUCUGGUUUCAUCCAUUAUUUCACAGUUAAUGUGUAUAAAAUCUUUUCACCAAAACACAAUUUAAAAAGAACUGUUGACUUGUAAAACUGAAUCAGAUUUUUAGAAAUUAAUUGUCUUUGUCAUUCAGUCUUGGAAACCAAAAUGUACUUGGAACAAGGACGUACAGACAAAUUUCAAAGAUUGUUUAAGCCAAAAAAAAGUUGCCAUUAAUGUUAAAGGGCAAAGUGUUGCUUCUCAUUGUCCAUCAUAAUAAGUAAUAUGGUCCUACUUGGGGAACUGUAAAUUCCAUGUGAAAUGUGAUUCCUCAAACCAUCGUGUGGUUCUCUCAGACCCGACCAGAGUCGUCCAAACUCUGUUUGUUUACAGUGAAGGGCAGCCGAACUGCAGGCGGCCAAUGCUGAGGUCAACAGAACUGAUGAAGUGGAGUGUUUUUAUGUCCAGUACACUGCCUGCUCUUUUUUAUUAGUUUAGAUUUAUAUUUAAUUCAUAUCUUGAUAAUGAAUGAAAUUGCCUUUUUGAAAUAAUAAAAUGUUUUUUUUUUUU